Messenger RNA from Vigna umbellata (rice bean), 1399 nucleotides. RefSeq lists its product as uncharacterized. NCBI's taxonomy places the organism in Eukaryota, Viridiplantae, Streptophyta, Magnoliopsida, Fabales, Fabaceae. The record is from RefSeq and is a predicted model, not a curated record.
UAGCGUUGAGCCUAGAAGGCGAACCCGAACGUUAAAACCGCCUCGCUUCGUUCUUUCUUUGUUUCUGAGUUAUAAAUAAAGAGCUUGCGUUUCCCGGCGAGUAUGCAACGAAGCGAAAGUCGCAAAAGUGCGAAACCCAAGCCAAAAGCUUGCGUCUUUCUCGUGGGUUCAAUUUCUCAGCUUCGGAAGUUCUCGUUUGGGCUCUGCUGAAGAAGAAGAAGAAGAAAAGCAAUACACUUGACGCUGUUUUUUUCUUUUCUUUUGGGGCUGUGUUUGGAUUAAAUGGUGUUUACGUGUUCUGGGGAAGGAGAGAGCAUGGCCAUGGGACCCGAGAGAUCGAAACCUCUUCACAAUUUCAUGUUGCCCUGUUUGAAGUGGGGGAGUCAGCGCCACCUCCGCUGCACCAAACUCGCCUCUGACUCCUCCACUGACACCGGAGAUCGCCGAUCUCCGGCGCCGCGGGAAUUCGACCCCCCACCGCCGGUAAAUGCUGACUCGCGACUGCGUCUCAAGCGGCCGCGAUUCCUCGGCGACGAGGGGAUCGACGCCGUCAGGGAGAAGCUCAUGCUCGAUCUCAAAACCGAGGCCGAUAGGAUGAAGGACGCGAUUCUCGGCAAGGAGGUCGCCGAGGACAAUGAUGUUAUCAUCGAGGACGCGCCGCCCGUGACGGUGGCGGUUGAAGAGGAGGCGCAGCCGUCGGCCACCGGAGUAAGGACGUGGAAUCUGCGGACGCGGCGGGCUCCCGUGACGGUCAGGAUUGACGAGAGGAAGGCCGGGGUCGGGACGUCGUUUUCGCCGUUGAGGAGUGUCCCCGGCGCCGGAAAGUCGCCGAAAUUAAGAGGGUCGCCGGAGAAAGAGGAGCGACCACUGAAGUUUUCUCUGACGCUGACGAAGAAGGAGAUUGAGGAGGAUUUCAUGAAUUUGGUGGGCCACCGGCCUCCCCGCCGGCCCAAGAAGCGACCCAGAAACGCUCAGAAACAAUUGGAUACCCUUUUCCCUGGUCAGUGGUUGUCGGAGGUUAGUGCUGAUUGCUACAAGGUUCCUGAUGAAGCUGAGACUGGCAAGAGGUAGCAUUGAGGUUGGCGAAAGGCAUUUUGAUGUUGGCUGCGGAGGAUGCAUAUGAGGCUGAUGGGGGAUUUCAUGGAUGGAUGGAAUUGGUGGUGUUUCCCAGGAGCAGUUGAUGCUUGCCUUUGUUGAUUUCAAUGUUGCUUUUCUACUUCAGAAAUAUAGUUUCAUUCUUUUGUUUAUAGAAUAAUACUCUGAACAGAGAUGAUUGUUCCAAAUCACAUAUGGUUUACUACUUUACUUUUGAGGCUGUAUGUAGCUUCAAGGAUGAAGUUAUAUUGUUGGAACUUUAAACUUUAAUUUGAAAUUCUAGAUUAUGGAGCUUAUUUUCUGA